This is a messenger RNA of Candidula unifasciata, 648 nucleotides long. Lineage: Eukaryota; Metazoa; Mollusca; Gastropoda; Stylommatophora; Geomitridae. The record is from the annotation of a GenBank genome assembly.
AUGGCUAGAAUGCAGUAUCUGCAUGUAUGUGUUUUUUUUUUCUCCUUUUCAGGCCACAGCCUUGAUCAUAGAAGCACUUUCUCUUCAGCACUCUGGCUGCCAGGAACCGGGUGCCCUGUCUUAGGGUGUGGGGCCAAAUUUUGUCGAAAUAAAUCUGACUUGCGCAGCCAUUGGUUAGAGAAGCAUGAAGAAAUAACUACCUACUACCACUGUGCUGUGUGCACUAGUUUGUCCUUCAAAAGAAAAUCAAACUUAAUGAAGCAUAUUCGCUGCAAGCAUAGAGAAAAUGUCACAGAAUGUCUUGGAAAAGUCGAGUUUCAGUCAAACCCAGAGUUCAUUGAUCCAGGAGGCCUGUGGCAACCUGGUCUGGGCUGCCCCGUACCUGGCUGUAGCGCUAAUGUCAUUCGACAGGCAAUCCAUUUGAAAAUUCAUUGGACUGAGAAGCAUGAGGAAAUCGUGGCUAAGUACCACUGCUCAGCCUGUCUUUUCUAUACAAAGAGAAAGUCCAACCUGUUUCAGCAUUUCCGACUCAAACAUGGAAACGAUAUUUCACAAGCAGUCGGCAAAGUGGAGUAUCAGCACAACCGGGAAUUUCAAGAUCCCUACCCAUACACUCUCGAUGAGGUUCUGGGAAGACUGCAAGCCUGA